AUGCCGCGCGCGGCGGGGGAGGAGGUGGCGCUGGCGGCACUGGAUUUGCUGUUGCCCGGCGCCCAGAUGCGGCGCUUGCCCUUCUCGCUGGCGGAGCUCAAAGCGGCGCAGCUCCCCCCGCUGCUCCGCGCCCUGCGAGUGAAGCGCUCCUCGGCGCAGAAGCCGAUCCACGAGCUGCUGGUGAGGCUGCAGGCUGCCAAGUCUGGCCAGGAGCCGACGGACAGCCGCGAGUGUGAGGAGCCUGCUGAAUAG
Effrenium voratum is the source of this 252-nucleotide messenger RNA. The record is from the annotation of a GenBank genome assembly. NCBI's taxonomy places the organism in Eukaryota, Dinophyceae, Suessiales, Symbiodiniaceae.